UCCGUCGUUCAGAGGGAUAAACAAAAAAAAACAGAAGAAGAAAAAAACGAAGUCUGAGAGCGCGACGCUUUGCAGCUGAUGUACCGCUGGCUCCAACAUGGAGAGCGACACCACGGUCAGGAGAAUAAAAACCUUCGGGACACAGAACUACUCGGCGCAAGAUAACGACGGUUCCCGGGACCGGUGCCCCGACAACGGCUACAGCGGCGACCCGAAGAGGAAGCCCGAAGUGAGCCUGUAUCUGCUGCGGGAAGGACUGGCGGCUUCCCUGGUCUCUGUGUUUAUUUUGGUCCUGUGGGGACUCGUUCAACUGUCGUUGCAGCAGCUCGUCAUCGGAAAGCCGACCGGCGAGUUCAACGCCGUGAGAGCCAGACGGCACUUGGAGGAGAUCACCAGCGUGGGCCCCCGUCCGGUGGGAAGCCCCGAGAACGAAGUCCUGACGGUGGACUAUUUGUUGGAGCAGAUAGAGAACAUCCGGGUGGAGGCGGCGGCGGCGGGGCUCCAUCAGCUCGCGGUGGACGUGCAGCGUCCCACCGGCACCUUCUCCAUCGACUUUCUAGGGGGCUUCACCAGCUACUAUGACCGGGUCACCAACAUCGCCGUCAGGCUCGAGCCUAAAGGGGGGGCGCAGCACCUCAUGCUCGCCAACUGCCACUUUGACACGGUGGCCAACAGCCCAGGUGCCAGUGAUGACGCAGUGAGCUGUGCAGUCAUGCUGGAGGUCCUCCAUUCUUUGGCCAAUCAAUCUACUCCUCUUCUUCAUGGAGUUGUCUUCCUCUUUAACGGGGCAGAGGAAAAUAUUCUCCAGGCCAGUCACGGUUUCAUUACUCAGCAUCCGUGGGCCAAGCAGGUGCGAGCCUUUAUUAACUUGGAGGCUGCAGGUGUUGGGGGAAAGGAGGUUGUUUUUCAGACAGGUCCAGAGAACCCGUGGCUGGUCCAGGCCUACGUUCAUGCAGCCAAACACCCCUUUGCCUCUGUCGUUGGCCAAGAGGUCUUUCAGAGUGGCAUCAUCCCCUCUGACACUGACUUCCGCAUCUACAGAGACUUUGGUAACAUCCCAGGCAUUGAUCUGGCUUUCAUUGAAAACGGUUUCAUCUAUCACACCAAGUACGACACUUCUGACAGGAUCUUGACGGACUCCAUACAGAGAGCUGGCGAUAACAUCCUGGCGGUGCUGAAGUACCUGGUGAUGUCCGAGAAGCUGGCAGAUUUCUCGCAGUAUCGUCAUGGCAACAUGGUCUUCUUUGACCUGCUGGGGGUGGUCGCGGUGGCCUACCCGGCCCGCGUCGGCACCAUCCUCAAUUACAUGGUGGCCGCCGCGAGCUUCCUCUAUCUGGCCAAGAAAGCCUCACAACCAGGCAAUGGGGGUGGGCGAUAUGUUCGGGACCUGGCCUGCGCCACAGGCGUGGCGGUCCUGAGUUGGGUCGUCACCCUGAUGUCGGUGCUGAUUGUCGCGCUGCUCGUCACUCUGCUGGGCCGCUCAAUGUUUUGGUACAACCACUUCUACGCCUCAAUCUGCCUGUAUGGGACCGCCGCCUCGGGAAAGAUAAUCCUCAUUCACACGCUGGCCAAGAACUUGUACUACGGAGGAGUGCGUUUGGUGGGGCUGGGGGAUCUCUACUUUGACGUCAGCUUGUUGCUGUGGUGCUGCAGCCUGGUGUGGCUCACCCACCAGGGCCUGUGUUCAGCCUAUGUGCCCAUGCUAAUGGUGGCCUUCCCUCUGCUCACCAAGCUGCUGCUGGCCAAAGAAUUCAAACACAGAGGAGCCUCGAUGAAGUACAGCGUGCUCUAUUUGUUUGGCCUGACGUUGCCGUACGUCCACUUCAUGUUCCUCAUCUGGGUGGUGUUUGAGAUUUUCACUCCCAUCAUGGGGCGCAGCGGAACCGAGAUCCCCCCUGAGGUGGUGAUGGCCACCCUGGUCACCCUGGCAACCGUCUUCAUCUCCUCCUUUUUUCUGCAUUUCAUCUACUUGGCGCGGAGCACCAAGUGGAUCCUGGCUGGUCUGGGCUCAGUCUUCGUCUUCACGUUCCUGUUGAUGUCCUGUGGCCUCCUCUUCCCUUACUCCGGCAGUGCGGACAGCCCGCGGCCAAAGAGAGUCUUCCUGCAGCACACAACGCGGACGUUCCACAAUCUCCAAGGCCAGGUGGAGGGCCAGGACUCGGGUCUGUGGAUCAACAGCUUCGACUACACGGGCAUCCAGCACAUCACGCCCCUCAUCCCCGAGAUCAACGACAGCGUCCGCACCAGCUGCAGAGAGGACCGGCCCUUCUGUGGUUACCCCUGGUUUCUGCCCGUGAAGUUCCUCAGCAAGAAGAACUGGUACCUCCCCGCUCCGGAAGUGUCUCCCAGCGCGCCGGUCGAGUUCAGCCUGCUGUCCAGAGAGGAGACCAGCUGGGGGACCAUCAAGAUGACCUUCAGUGUGGAAGGUCCCUCCCACAUGUCCCUCUACCUGAUGCCCCACCGAGGGGCCAGCCUCUCCACCUGGUCCUUCGGGGACGGGACCCCUCAGUUCGACCUGAGCGGAGAAUAUUUUGUGUUCUAUUCCCACGGCCUCGACGCCCCCAAGUGGAUCUUCUGGUUUGAAAUCCAGCCUCCCAGGGAUCCGGACCCGUCGGGCCCCGAGGGGAUGAUCUCCGUCGCCAUCUCCACCCACUAUUUCUUCGGGCGAGACAGUAGGACUGCUCAGCUGGAGGAAAUCCUCCGCAGGUUUCCCACGUGGUCUUUUCCCUCAUCUUGGGUCAGUACCUACGACAUGUUCCGAUACUGAGGAACGCCGCACAGCUCAGGAAAGCUGAGGAGCGCCUUGAGGUGUUUGUAGGCCCCUCCCCCUCAUCCCCCCCCCCCCCCCACCCCCCCGUGACACAGACAGUUAAAGAUUUUCAAGGAACAAUGCCGAGGACGAGCCCCGACGCCUUUCCCUCUCUACGACACACAUUUCCCCCUCCCAUCCAGUCACUGUGUCCGUCGGCUUAGCAGCUCCCCGAGCAGGAGGACGCGGUGAGACGCGCCAGAAGUAAGCUGAUCCGACAGCUCACCGCCCACCGCGGGCCUCCUGCUCGCUGCCGCCUUCGUCAAACAAACGGUUACAUUUCUCUUUUUUUUUUUUUUUUUAAUUCAUCUGUUGUGCCUUUUUCAAAACAUUUUAUUUACUGAAGGCUUAACCCAUCCAAAGGCCCUCUCUCUCUCUCUCUAUCUUUCUAAAUGAAUAUCUUUGCUCGUCUACUUCCCCUGAACUUUGGCGGACACGAUGCACCACCACUAUCCGCACCGCAGGUGUAGUAACACACUGAUAGGUCCGUUCCAAAAGGGAAGGGGGGGAGGGAGGGGGGGGGGGGGCGUCGUUUAACUGGAAACUUUGACACUUUGAAGCGGGGCCUCGGAUCGACCCGUCCUUGUUAUUAAAUCUGUUGUGUAAACGAUUCCUCAAUAACACCACUCGGUAGUUGUACCCCUGCCCUUGAAUUGUCCGAGGAUCUGGCACGCGGAGGCCGAAAAAAAGGCCGGCUAAAUUAAUAAAUGUCAACGUGACCUUUUCUGGGGCUUGGCUUUCCUGAGCGUUUUUGUUGCCGAGGGCAAGUCUUUUCCACCUGAAUAAUCCGAGCGAAUGUGUAACGAGCUUGAUAAGACUCGCAGGGCAACGAGGACUUGUGGCGGUCCGAAAUGUCCUGUGAUUUCAGAUGAUUAACCAGGCCUCGUGGGCGACCGGAAGGAAAAACCAGCAAUACAACUCCACACACUCAUUAACAGGGUCAGUGUCGGUCAGCUUGGGGCUGGAUAUUUUACCUCUGUAACUACUAUGUAAGGAUUUGUAGUUAAUUCAGGACUUGACCUCUACUACGUGCCAAGAGCUGUUUCCCAACAGCACCCAUGAAUGUAUUUAAAUGCUCCAAUGAUUGACCGAACGACAUCAUUCAAUUGAUACUGACAACAACUGACCUGAAAAAUAAAGUCUUAUAGUACAGAUUAAAGAUGGAAAGAUCUGUGUUCGUAAAACGACAUCUGCUUCGGGCGCAGGUCAAAGCAUCAAAAACGAGCUGUUGGACAUUCUGUAGGGAAGUCGAAGGAGCCGAUAAUUACUCAUUAGUCAUCUACUGUAAGUCCUCUCAUUCGAGUCGAUGUUCGAAGGAACACUUUGGUAUUGGUGCUGAUGUUGUCCACUCAUUUCGGGGUGUGUUGCUAAUAAUUCUCCCUUUUUUUUUUUCUUCUUCUUCUGGACCACUAGCACAAGUUCAGUUUAACAUAUGACCUCCUUUUAGAGUCUACUUCACACAGUCGACACCAAGGAUCAGCUGACGAGGCCUUUUCCGACCGCUUCAGAGUCACCACUACCUCCACGAUGACCCAGACGUCGCUUCUUAAAGACAACGGAAUGCGCUCGUAAAAACUUGUCUGAACGUUAUCGCUGUAAAGUUUUAAACCGUUAAGUAACGUUAAAUUCUUCUUUUGGUGGUUUUACCACCGCCAUUGAUAUUUUAAUGGCGUCUGUGUAAUUCCCCCCCCCCCCCCCCCCAAAAAAAAAGCCCCGGUCUAACAAGAACUGUGCAAACGGAGACGAGUGUCACAUCGGAUCAACUGAGCCAAGUUGUCUUUGCGUCCAGCUGCGUAACCCCCGGCGACGUGUGCUCGUGAUCCACGUUGCGCUCCCAAAGACACACAAUAUGUUUACUGUGGUGCACACAAACGUCUCAAAGCUGUCAGGGUUCUGCACUGUACCAAGUGCACAUGCAACAUGAAGUGGAAAUCCAUCCCAGCCUUUACGACAACACUUGAAAAACAGGUCGCCCUGCUAUGCUCCUUUUUUUGUGCAACCAAAAGUCCUUAAAGUAGCCUGCUGUGCAUCUGCUGAGCAGGACAGUGGGAUACAACGGAAAGCUCCGGAGCAUGUGGGCUUUUUGUAUGUAGAUGUCUUCUCAGUGCACCAACACCAACGCUGCUUUAAGUGAAUGCACAACGGUUUAAACCGGUUUCUUUGCAACCUGCUCCAGUUGAUGGGAGCAACCGCUUUGUUCAUUUUAAUUUAAAAAAAAAAUCUUUAAAGUGGCAUAGUGUUUAAUUUUUAGACACUGCAGGAAAGCGUGGAAUAGUAGUAUAAACAUUUUUUUUUUAAAUGUAAUCUGCUUUUUUACAUUUCCAACCACGUAACGAUGUGUUGUUUUAUGGUUAUGACAUAAAAUUGGGUCAACCAUUGAUGAAGAACAAGGGUUGUUUGUUUCAUUCUAAAGCAGCAACACAGGAGCAGCUGCUGUGAAUCUGGACCGCGGUGCGGAAACUGUUUAAUUGUUUAGUUACAUCAACACGUUCUGUUGAUGUAACUAAAGUGAAGACAGAGGCGCUGUGCCGUGUGUAUUUGUUGUGUGUGUAAACACUGACCUUCAUCUCAUGUUCACUCGUGUUUUCAUGUCAACUUGAGAAAUAAGCAGUUUGACUGAAAUCUGUUCUGGGAUACACAUUGAAACGUCUUAACAGCUGUUGUUAAAGUCCGUUGCCUUUUUAGAAAGAUGUUAACACUUUGUUAUUGUUACCUGAACUGUGUCUGUAGUCCGACAUCUUCACCCGUGACCUUUUCUGAACCAUUCAGUUUUUGCUCUGAAAGUCAAAUUAAGGGUUUUUUUAGAGACUGAAAUGUAAUUGUUUUGAUUAAUUUGACAAGUUCAUAAACUGCUGUUUUGCUUUUUAAAAAUUGCGUAUUUGUCUUGUCAAUAUACAUAAAGUUAUUGAUCCAA
Pungitius pungitius (ninespine stickleback) is the source of this 5723-nucleotide messenger RNA. RefSeq names its product endoplasmic reticulum metallopeptidase 1. Gene Ontology annotation, biological process: proteolysis. Gene Ontology annotation, molecular function: metalloexopeptidase activity. Lineage: Eukaryota; Metazoa; Chordata; Actinopteri; Perciformes; Gasterosteidae. The record is from RefSeq and is a predicted model, not a curated record. The transcript has 15 exons. The coding region runs from base 98 to 2767 and encodes 889 amino acids.